This is a messenger RNA of Malus domestica (apple), 940 nucleotides long. Its product is annotated as auxin-binding protein T85-like. Gene Ontology annotation, molecular function: auxin binding. The record is from RefSeq and is a predicted model, not a curated record. Gene Ontology annotation, biological process: positive regulation of cell division; positive regulation of DNA endoreduplication; unidimensional cell growth. Lineage: Eukaryota; Viridiplantae; Streptophyta; Magnoliopsida; Rosales; Rosaceae.
ACUCUUCAUGAAAGGAUCAGAGAAAGUAGAAGUUGUGGAAGGAGCGAGAAAAUGGCAGGGCCUUCUUCGCUUACUAUCUUCUUCUUCAGCUUACUGUUCUUCUCUGCAGUAUCUGAAGCUUCCAAAUGCUCACUCAAACGUAACAGGAUUACCUCUAGUAAGAAAUAUCAGUGAGCUUCCACAGAAUAACUAUGGAAGGGCAGGUUUGGCACACACAACUGUUGCUGGUUCACUCUUGCAUGGGUUGAAAGAGGUUGAGGUUUGGCUACAAACAUUUGCUCCAGGAUCAGGCACACCAAUACACAGGCAUUCUUGUGAAGAAGUUUUCGUUGUCCUAAAGGGAAGUGGAACUCUCUACCUUGCACUGAGCUCACACGAGAAGUUCCCUGGAAAGCCCCAAGAGUUCUCUGUCUUUGCAAAUAGCACUUUUCACAUACCUGUUAACAAUGCUCACCGGGUCCGGAAUACAAAUGAACACGAGGAUUUGCAAGUGCUUGUCACCAUAUCCCGUCCGUCAGUUAAAGUGUUCAUAUAUGAGGACUGGUUCAUGCCGCACACUGCAGCAAAGUUAAAGUACCCCUACUAUUGGGACGAAGAAUGCCUCGAAGUUGAAUCACCGCCAAAGGAUGAGCUAUGAUAUCUUACAGCUCGUUUGGAUGUGCUUUUAAAAUGAUUGAAAGCGUUUUUUGUGAAAAUGUCGCAUACAAAAAAGCCCCUAUAUUUUCUCUAAAAACGCUUUCAGUCAUUUUAAAAAUACAUCCAAACAAGCCUUUAAAAACGUCGCAUACAACCGUUGUAAAUCAUCUGGUCUUGUUAUCAUUCGAAAGACACAGAGAUUGUAGAUCUUAAAGUUUUCAGAUACACAUUGUCUGUACUUUGUAGCAGAUUUUCUCAAAUGUUAAUCUCAAUGUACAUUUACAAGCAGUCAUGCAUUUUUGUA